CCUGCCUCGGAGCACAGAAUAGAAAUGACCAGAAGGGUCACUCUUUGCCAAUCGAUUCAGCGUGAGUUUUUUCGCGCAUGCGUCACCAAAACGAGGAUAGUAUGUCAAACAAUAAGCACGAACAAAGCACAUCGAUGAAAAACAACACAAUAAUGUGAGAUGGGACUAGGAAAACAAAUUCAACGAUCUGAACCAGAAUUAAACUAGUAUCUUGCCCUGUAUAUAUUGCUUUAUAACCGGAAAAUACUGCUAUCAAUGGUGGUCUCGCAUCUCACAACUGUAGUAGGCCUGUAGUAUUGAUUAUUAGCUAACAGGGAAUUUAAAUAUCGUUUCCAAACUCACAAUUCAUAACGAACUAAGCGCCUCUGUGAUUUUAUUCACUCUCCUUUUGCUUCAUGAUGGUAUGAAGUGCAGCCCCAGUGGUAUUCAAGGGAGCUUGUUUUUAAAUUUGCUUCAACACGCCUUCGAUUGUGCAACAUCCUAGACUACUAGCCUCCUUUCAUGACGGUUGAAAACGAGAACUGUAUGUACAGACAGCGCGGCGCCAGAAAAAAUCGAGUGAACUUGCAACAAAGGAUGCCGCUCGGAGCCCAUUUCGGCCGUUAGCCGAAAGUCUUGACAGUUUGUCAGAAGCCCUCCAAAUGGCACGUGACAAUGGCGGAUGCAAUAAAAACAAAUAUGGCGGAGAAGAAGGAGGGGUCAAACUGUGGCAGAGAGCUUGGCCUACAAGAGCUUUUCUAUGAAACAAUGAACAACCGUUUUGACACCAGCCAUUACUUUGAAUAUGCAGUACUUCACGCUAACUACCGAAUCACAGAUGAAGAUCUUAUAGCAACCCUGAAGAUUCUUGUGAAUUUUCAGCCAUUUCUUCGGAUGAAAGUUGCAGGCAAGAUAGAAAGCGAUCGACCCCCGACAAGGAAAGCCCCAGUUGAUGAUCCUAACACAAGACUGUAUUUUGAACCAUGUGAAGUUGACUACAAGAAUGUAUUAAGAAUAAGGAAACGCACCUCGGUUGACGACUUAGAAGAAAUUGUGAGGGAAGAGGAGAUAUUUCUAUCUAGGCCAGAGAGAUACGGCGAUGGCCCUAGAUGGAGAGUUGUUUUUAACAUGCCUAAUUAUGUAAAUGGUAGAAGUACUAAGUCUGGUGAUUCAUACAGGUACGAGCUUUUCUUCGGAAUGCAGCAUCAAUUUGUCGAUGCAGUAAGUGGCUUCGAUUUGGUAUACAGGCAGCUCUUACCAAUCCUGAUAAAAGUGAUAAACAAUAUGCCAGUUGAUGAUGUCUUUUUGCAUCCACUUGACUUGACUCCAACAUUCGAGGAAGAAAUUCUUGGAGAUGCCCAAUCAGCAGAUAAGCGGCCUGCUUGGUACACAAAGGCAGGGAUAACUUUGCUGCGCAAAGUAAACAAGGUCUUUAAAUCAAGGCAUUUUGGAAGGCCUCCUAUUGUCUCUGAAGGCUCCCCCUUCCCAAAUGAAAAGGGAAUGGGUAUUUUCAAAUACUAUUUUGGAGAAAGCCUUGUAGAAAGAAUAUUGUAUGAGCGGAAGAAUCAUGAUGUCACUGUGCAUUCAAUCCUCUUGACGGGAUUCUCAUUUGCAAUGAUAAGAUUGUUGCUAGAUCAGGGUCUUCCUGUUGCGAAGGAUAUCAUAAGUGGUUGGCCAAUCGACUCAAGAAAGAAGCUGCCAAAGUAUAAAAGUCCUCAGCCAUUGGGCAUGUUUGUCGGAACAACUGGAUUCACUUCAAUGAAGGUGCCAAGGGAAAACAGACUAGACAAGGACUUGUUUUGGAAAAGAGCCAGGAAGAUUGCCAGGCAGGUAUUGAAAGGAGUGGAAAACCAACACAUAAAGAUGCAAAUUGAUCUUUUUGCAUAUGUAACUGAACAUUUGCAAUAUGAAGACUUUUUACAAUUAUUUGGUGAGAUAGGCGUCAAUCAACAUUUUGGUCUCAGCAACCUUGGCAAAUGCAGCCCAGGUCCAGAGUUGGAUGCAAAUAUUGAAAAGGCUGUGGAGGCAACAGAAAUCUACUUUGGCCUACAUGGAAAUGGAUCUGCCAAUGUUGGAUUUCCAUUCUUCAUUACUGUUUUAAAUCACAAAGGGAAAAUGUUUUUCGUUUGCUGCUAUAACAAACUGUGGGUGAAAAGGGAUCUUGCAGAAAAAUUUCUUACAUAUGCAGAAGAUAUCUUAGACAAAGUUUGUGAGAGGGCUUCAGAAAUGCAAGCCAUGGAUGACAAAAUACCCUGCAAGGAAUCAUCAAG
This is a messenger RNA of Rhopilema esculentum, 2249 nucleotides long. The record is from RefSeq and is a predicted model, not a curated record. NCBI's taxonomy places the organism in Eukaryota, Metazoa, Cnidaria, Scyphozoa, Rhizostomeae, Rhizostomatidae.